AGGCUGCGAGAUGGCCAACACCAGCAGUGUUCUAGGGGAUAAGUAUCGGUCUCAUAUCCACGGCGAGGACGAGAAAGAUACAGAAUGGACAUUCGGCGCACCCCCCAACUACGAUGUCGUCAACAAGCUCUUCGAGGAAGGCCGGACGAAGGUAUGGGAAGCAGGGUCCUUGGAAGAGAGAGUGCAGCAUAUGGUGAAGACGUGGGAAAUGGAGAUGUUCAACAAGAAGAAGUUUGAAGACUACAAAACUUUGGAUCCGGACAACUACACCUUCAGCCUAAACGGGCGGAAGCCACUAACGCUGGAAGAAAAGCGAAGAUUAGGAGGUGGAUACAACUCGCUGCUGCAGACAUCACUGCCACAGAGGCUACGAGGCUACGACCCCGCGAAGGAGACGAUGGAGUCGGCCCAUGCUGCCUUCACGACUGCGUUUCCUCGGGGAUUCGCUUUGGAAGUGCUCCAGGUCUACAGCGGGCCGCCGUCGAUAGUGUUCAAGUUCAGGCACUGGGGAUUCAUGGAGGGGCCUUUCCAAGGCCACGCUCCGACAGGGGAAAUGGUGGAGUUAUUCGGGAUGGCAGUGUACCAAGUGGAUGAGAAGAUGAAAAUUGUGAAGGUGGAGUUCUUCUACGAUCGAGGCGAGCUACUGGGUCUUCUGCUAAAUGGCGGCGGCGGCGCGAGCGCAGAGAACUCGUCGUUGACUUCUUCAAGUUGCCCGUUCUUGAAGAACGCUUAGGACUCUGCUGAGAUUGCUAUAAUUAUAAAUAAGUUUAUGAUUGUAAGAAUCAUGCUUGAUGUUUCCAGCCUACAACUUGAAUUUAACGUCAUGGAAUAAUCCGAAGAACCACCUCGUUUUCACCGUAAUCCACACUCUUCUCCUGCCGUUAACAAUUAAAAAUACGAUUUGCAAUGGAGCUAAAAACUUGUUUCUUCUCCUCUCUUGCACUCGUGUAUUCCGCCAUGGAGGAAAAGGCCUUCGUCCACUCCAUCCCCGGCGCCGGCCGAUUGCUCCCUUCUGCCAGCCGCUGGAGCUCCAUAGAAGUCGACUUCGGAUUGUUCCCGGCCUCGUCGAACCCGAACGAAGGCACCCCGCUGGUGGCCUACUCCAAAUCCUACACUUUUAAGCUCGCCAUCAACGACAAAUCCCACCUAAAGCGCUUCCUCUACAUCUUCAUCUCCAUGAUUCUCAUCGCGACUGCAGUCGCUCUCCUGGUGACUUUCCUCCCUCGCAAACGCGCUGCCGGUGGCUCCUUAACCGGGCUUCCGCUCGCACUCGACAAUGCUCUUCUCUUCUUCGACGCACAAAAAUCUGGGAUUCUUCCGGCUAACAAUCCGGUGAACUUUCGGGGGAAUUCGGGUCUGCGAGACGGAGAUGAUCAAAGCAAUACUAAUUUAGUCGGAGGAUUCUACGAUUCAGGCAGCAACAUCAAGUUCAGCUUCACCACGGCUUACACCGUCACUCUUCUGAGUUGGUCAGUGAUCGAGUAUAGUCCCAAGUAUGCCGCCAUUCGUGAGCUCGAACACGUCAAGGACAUCAUCAAGUGGGGAAGCGACUACUUGCUUAAGCUCCUCCAGUCGAACUCGAGCUCCGAUUCAGGCUACUUGUUCUCUCAGGUUGGGAGUGGAAACCUCGAUGCCCAAUUCGACAAUGAUGCCACAUGCUGGCAGAGGCCUGAAGACAUGAGUUAUCGGAGACCGGUGUUCAAGUGUUCGAUGUCUGCCUCAGAUCUUGCAGGGGAGAUGAUUGCAGCAAUGGCAGCAGCUUCCAUAGUUUUCGAUCAAGAUGAUGCCUCCUACUCGGCGACCUUAGUUCAUACUUCCGAAAUGGUAUACGACUUAGCCACCAAGAAUCUCAUCCAUGGGAGUUAUGCCAGGGACAAAGAUUGUGGAUUCGAAGCCGCGAUGUUGUACAAUUCCACCAGCUACAAGGAUGAACUGGUCUGGGGAGCAACAUGGCUGUUCUUUGCCACAGGGAACUCCAGCUACCUUGACUAUGCCACGGGAAACUUCGAAGCGGCAGUGGAAGAAGUAGUGCCCUCCGAUGAAGGGGUUUUCUACUGGAACAAUAAAGUUGCAGCUAAUGCAGUUUUGCUAACAAGGCUGAGAUAUCUACAUGAUCCCGGGUAUCCUUAUCAGCCGACACUAAAGAAUAGCUCUGAUAUGGCAAACUUGAUGAUGUGCUUCUACCUUUCAAUGCCAAAGAAGUUCAGUGUGACUGCAAAUGGCUUGAUCUUCUUCCAGCCUAAUCAAAGUGCACCACUCCAGUUUGCUGCAACUGCUGCCUUCUUGAGCAAAAUCUACAGCGACUAUCUCGACGUCCUUCAAAUCAGGAGCGGCAACUGCGAUGCCGAGUCAUUCUCGCUGGAAAUGUUGCAGAAUUUUGCUAGAACUCAGGUCGAUUAUAUACUCGGGGAAAAUCCAAUGAAGAUGAGCUAUUUGGUUGGGUUUGGGGACACUUAUCCUGAGCACGUCCACCACAGAGCUGCAUCGAUCCCUUGGGAUGGCCACAAGUACAGUUGUUCAGAGGGCAGAACUAGAUGGAGAGACAGGAAGGAACCCAAUCCAAAUAUCCUGGUAGGGGCCAUGGUGGCUGGUCCAGAUCAUGAUGAAGGAUUUCUGGACAUAAGGAAUAGGUAUGAAUAUACUGAGCCAUCCAUCUCAGGCAAUGCUGGACUGGUUGCGGCGCUCAUCGCACUUAUAGACACCCAUGAGCCUUCCAUUGGCAUGGAAAGGGACAAAAUCUUUGCUCGCAUUUCCAAGUUUUGAUUUCUUGUUUCCAUUGUAAUGGUUUAGAGUAUGGGAUCGAUAAGGAGAGGAUUUGCACCUAGUCUUUGGCAACUAAGCUACUCUAUUUGGUAUUUCUUCGUGGAGAAUUAGAAGAACUAAUUUAUAUGAAAU
Messenger RNA from Zingiber officinale, 2895 nucleotides. Its product is annotated as endoglucanase 25-like. The transcript is spliced from 8 exons. The coding region runs from base 907 to 2763 and encodes 618 amino acids. Gene Ontology annotation, biological process: carbohydrate metabolic process. Gene Ontology annotation, molecular function: hydrolase activity, hydrolyzing O-glycosyl compounds. NCBI's taxonomy places the organism in Eukaryota, Viridiplantae, Streptophyta, Magnoliopsida, Zingiberales, Zingiberaceae. The record is from RefSeq and is a predicted model, not a curated record.